UUUCAGAAAUCCAUGCUUAACACCCGCUCGUCAAUGUAACCUCCCUCCGUAACCCCAAUCUCUAAAACUCCUAUACUAGUACUUUCUCUCUCUGUAAGUGAAAGUUGGUUGAGAAAAAAGAGGAAGGAGUAGAAUCCAGGCAAUCUAGGGUUUUAGUUUCCAAAAAUUCUCACAAAAUCAAAUUGGUCACCAUCUCUCAUCGAUCACGAUCUCACCAUCUCGAUUUCACCGCCCGAUCAAAACCCCUUUUUCUUUUUUCUGACGAUGGUGAUUUCAUCUAGAAAUCCCAAUUCAAUUAUUUCGAAGUCAAUCGGUUCUCCUAAGAUCAGUCUCCAUCUCUGUAAUCUCUGUAAAAGCUUAGGGUUUUUAUUUUAACUGGUGUGAAGAUUUCAGUUUGGUCAACUAUUGUGUAAAUACCCAUAGAUUCACUCAGGUAUAUAGUAUAUAGAGAUAUUCUUAAUUAGGGUUUAUUAGGGAUUUGGACGUUAUUGUGAUUGAUUUGGUGUCAUAAUUUGGGGGUAUUAUGAUAAUUGAGGAAUUGAGAGCAGGCGAGGUGGAGAGAGGGGAGGAGGAUAAGGAAUUGCGUGCUGUGGGUGCUAAUAAGAAGGAGAGUGAAGGCGUUAUUGCGUGGAAUGCAAAACGGGUUUUUAUUGGAGCUGGAGCUCGGGCUUUGUUUUACCCAACUUUGCUUUAUAAUGUUGUUAGGAAUAAGGUCCAGACUGAGUUUCGCUGGUGGGAUAGAGUUCAUGAGUUUAUAUUGUUAGGUGCUGUUCCAUUCCCUUCUGAUGUUCCAUGCCUGAAGGGACUCGGUGUUGGUGGCGUGAUAACACUGAAUGAACCAUAUGAGACGCUAGUGCCAACUUCUUUAUACCAUGCUUAUGGCAUUGAUCAUCUGGUGAUCCCCACAAGAGACUACUGCUUUGCUCCAUCCUUAAAUGAUAUAUGCCAAGCUGUAGCCUUCAUUCAUGAAAAUAUAUCAUCAGGACGAACUACAUAUGUUCAUUGCAAAGCAGGACGGGGACGCAGCACAACAAUUGUUAUAUGCUACCUGGUGCACCACAUGCAGAUGACACCUAUUGCUGCAUAUAAUUAUGUGAGGUCAAUCCGACCAAGAGUGCUUCUAGCAUCUGCGCAAUGGCAGGCUGUUCAGGAAUAUUAUUAUCUAAAGGUGGACACUGGCGAUCACAACUUCAAAUUGGCCGAUUUAGUUUUGAGAACUCCAAGGCCAGCCCUUCUGCAGGGUAUAGUGCCAUUUGAUGAUGGCUCUGUAGUUGUUGUAACAGAAGCAGAUCUUGAUGGAUAUAAUCCAAGUAUUGAAUCUGGGCCUGGGGGAAGUGAGAUAUGGGCUGACCUAAGUGUUGUCUGCCGUGUUCGAGUUGCUGGUCAGGCAGCUCUGGCAAGAAUAUCCUGCCUCUGGCUCCGCUGCCAGGCUCACCAAAAGAUUGUCGGGAAGCAGUUAAACAGGAAGAACAGCUGCUCAAUCAGGGCGGAUCACUUGGGAGCUAUCAGUGUCGACAUUCAUGUGUAUUGAAUAGCUCUGGUAAAAUUGCAUGUUAGUUUGACAAGUUUUUUUUUUUUUUUAAUCUCUUGAAAGUAAUAAUGUUCAACUAGGCAGGAAAGAACUUCGGUUCCUGGCACCCCUUGUACAUCGAGUUGUUCUGUCUCAAGUCAAUGCAAGAAACAUGAGCAUUAUGGUCAAUAUAUGCAUUUGGUAUUAUGAUA
Molecule: messenger RNA, 1722 nt
Organism: Populus nigra (black poplar)
Lineage: Eukaryota; Viridiplantae; Streptophyta; Magnoliopsida; Malpighiales; Salicaceae
Product: phosphatidylglycerophosphate phosphatase PTPMT1-like
Exons: 6
Coding region: 524-1531 (335 amino acids)
Biological process (GO): protein dephosphorylation
Molecular function (GO): protein tyrosine/serine/threonine phosphatase activity; phosphatidylinositol-4,5-bisphosphate 5-phosphatase activity
Source: RefSeq, a predicted model, not a curated record